Mastomys coucha (southern multimammate mouse) is the source of this 4867-nucleotide messenger RNA. RefSeq names its product nucleoporin 50 (gene Nup50). Bases 393 to 1784 code for a protein of 463 amino acids. Gene Ontology annotation, cellular component: nuclear pore. The transcript is spliced from 8 exons. Gene Ontology annotation, biological process: protein import into nucleus. Lineage: Eukaryota; Metazoa; Chordata; Mammalia; Rodentia; Muridae. The record is from RefSeq and is a predicted model, not a curated record.
AGGGCGGGCUUGCGCAUGCGCCGCGUGACACCCAGCGGCCCGCAGGAAGAGGUGCUGGCGGUCGAGGCUCCGAUGCGCUUGCGCAGUAGCUGGAUGCGGGCGUUGCUUGCCUCCUCCCCCCCCUUUUUUUUUCCUCCGAUUGGUUCUGAGGGGUCUAUUCGAGUUACAAAAUGGCGGCCCCGAGCGCUCUAUUCACCGUUCAGUAGCUGGGCGGAUGUCUCUUCUCGGUGUCGGACUCAGAGACACACAACUCCCGACUUCUGCUGAACACGAAGUCCCUGAAGGCGCUCAACACACCGGAAUCUCCCAGCGGCCCCGACCGCCGCCUCGGCCCAGCUCGCCGCGGCGUCGGAACUCAGCGUGAUCUGCGGCGGCAGCCUAGGUUCACAAAAAUGGCGAAGAGAGUUGCGGAGAAGGAAUUAACAGAUAGGAAUUGGGAUGAAGAAGACGAAGUUGAAGAGAUGGGAACAUUCUCGGUGGCCAGCGAGGAAGUCAUGAAGAACAGAGCCGUAAAGAAGGCAAAGCGUAGAAACGUUGCAUUUGAAUCCGAUAGCGGAGGAGCCUUUAAAGGCUUCAAAGGUUUGGUUGUGCCUUCUGGAGGAGGAGGGUUUUCUGGAUUUGGUGGCUCUGGAGGGAAGCCUCUGGAAGGACUGACAAAUGGAAACAGCACAGACAAUGCCACACCCUUCUCCAGUGCAAAGACAGCAGCAGAGCCCAAGGCAGCCUUUGGUUCUUUUGCUGUGAAUGGCCCUACUACCUUGGUGGAUAAAAAGAUUUCGAGUCCCAAAUGCAAUAGCAGCAACCAGCUGCCCUCGUCCGGCCCUGCUUCCAGUACUGCCUGCACUGGGAACACCUAUCACAAGCAGUUGGCUGGCUUGAACUGCUCUGUCCGCGACUGGAUAGUGAAGCAUGUGAACACAAACCCGCUUUGUGACCUGACGCCCAUUUUCAAAGACUACGAGAGAUACUUGGCGACGAUCGAGAAGCAGCUUGAGAACGGAGGUAGCAGCAGUUCUGAGAGCCAGACGGACAGGGUGACGGUUGGAAUGGAUCCUCCUUCCCUUUUUGGUUCAACAAAACUACAGCAAGAUUCACCAUUUUCAUUUCAUGGCAACAAAGCGGAGGACACAUCUGAAAAGGUGGAGUUUACAGCAGAAAAGAAAUCGGACACAGCACAAGGAGCAACAAGUGCCUCGUUUAAUUUCGGCAAGAAAGUUGAGAGCUCAGUUUUGGGCUCGUUAAGCUCUGGCUCUCUAACUGGGUUUUCCUUCUCUCCCGGAAACACUAGUUUAUUUGGUAAAGAUGCUGCCCAGAGUACAGCAGCCUCUUCACCAUUCUCUGCUAAAGCAUCCGAGAACCAAGCAGGAGGCAGCAGCAGAGAUGGUGAAGAAGAAGAGAACGAUGAGCCACCCAAGGUGGUGGUGACUGAAGUGAAGGAAGAGGAUGCUUUCUACUCCAAAAAAUGUAAACUAUUUUACAAGAAAGACAAUGAAUUUAAAGAGAAGGGUGUAGGGACUCUGCAUUUAAAACCCACAGCAACUCAGAAGACCCAGCUCUUGGUGCGAGCAGACACCAACCUAGGCAACAUACUGCUGAAUGUUCUGGUUCCACCCAAUAUGCCGUGCACACGAACAGGGAAAAACAACGUCCUUAUCGUCUGUGUCCCCAACCCCCCACUUGAUGAGAAGCAGCCCGCUCUGCCGGCCACCAUGCUGAUUCGGGUGAAGACGAGCGAGGAUGCCGAUGAACUGCACAAGAUUUUACUGCAGAAAAAGGAUGCCUGAGCACUGAGGCUGACCAAGGCAUGUUGCCACGUUGCUGCUUCCCCUCUGCCCCCAACUUAGUCACAUUCUUUCCUCUUCUACUGUGACAUUCUGAGAACUUCUAGGUAACUUGAACUUUUGUGAGGAAGAUUAAGGCCAAUAAAUCCUUUCAGUGUAUCGAAGCUCUUCUCCCUUCCUAAGAACUAAGCAAAAUACAUUGGAGUGAAAAGUUUGGGAAGAUUUUUUUUAAUGUUGAUUCAUUGAGUAAACUAACCUAAGUGAUUCUUAAUGGACUAUAAUCAGGGUACCAGUGAGCUCUCCGAAGGCUCCCUCAGGCAGCCGUGGGUGCCACUCUGCCUUCCCCGGGAGACCCAAUGGCAGUGUCCCCUCCUGUGGUCUUGUCUGCUCUGUGACUAGGACUCCGGCCAAAUGGCACACCCCACCGCCGCACUGUGACCGCACUUGCCCUGUUUCCUUCUGAGCUGAGCUGUGGGUUCUGGGAGUCUGUUUGUCAUCGGCCUGGUUUUGACCUUUGACCUGGAGCUGCCUGACUGAACCAGGAACUGCCCUUCUGUGGGAAAGGGCAUGAGUCGUGGCUCGCGGAGUGGGGGCUGGCGGGGUACAGCCUGGGUUUGUAGGUACUCAUGAGGUGCUCUUACCUGCUCACCUCUCUAGUUAACAUGGACGGGGACUGUCAGGAAUAAUGGAUUUUAUUAAAAGCACAAAUUUGGUAGUGUUUUUAUAUCAUUUCUAUACCACAAACAAGCCUUUAUUUUAAAAGAAAAAAGUGAAAUCGUGCUGUAGAGGGUUGUGUGCUUACGGCCGUUUGUGCCCUGGUGAGCCUGUGAGCCCCGUGGGCACAGUCUGAAUGGAGACCUCUCAGGAGCCGUGCUCGCCUGAGAAGCAAGAGUGUAGGAGUGGAAGACGGCUCAUUUGGCCUGUAGCUUCAGGUAGCAGCAUGUUAUUUGACGUCUGAAAAAAACAUUUUUAUUUUUACUUUUUAAAGGAUGAGGUAUUAUUGAGUAUGUCCAUUUGGAAGAGAGCCAUGGUGCUGCACGCCAUUCAUGUCACUUCAGAGCGGUGAGGUCUAGCAUUCUUUGAAGACCAGACAUGAGUUAAAUGCGAGAUUGGAUGGUGAGCUGGUCAGGGUUCAUGCCUAAUCUCACUGCUGGAAACCCUGAGGCAGGAAGAUCAUGCGAGUUCACACAGCCUGAGCUACGUAGUAAGACCCCCCCCCAAUAAAAUAAAAUAAAAAGUUUGACUGUCUAAAGUUCCACUUUCAUUUCUCAUAAAAGCAUUUGAUACUAGGAGCAGAUCUUGUCUGAAGGCUCAGGGUCAGUACCCAGGGGUGUGCGCUUGUAUGCUCAGAUAGUAGCACAUGGGUCCCACCUGGGCAAACAGUCACAAAAACUGGAUGGCACAGUUACUUUCUUAAAGCUGCAUUGCCAGGUGGGAUGAAGCCUGGUUGACUUUUAUUUUCAUAUGAGUCUUAGUCUCACUAUGUAACCCUGGCUAGCCUUGAACUCAGAUCCACCUGCCUCUGCCUACUGAGCCCAGGGCUGUUGUUGAGGUGGGGUGACUGCUCUGCUGAGCAUUUUGGCAUGUAUCUGCCGAUGUGUGUGUGUGUGCUUCCUGGGCUGUGCACCUAAGGAGGUGCUACGCGUUUAUUUGCCUUUUAGCAUGGAGAAUUGGUUCCUAGCAAGCAAGCUGCUGCUUCUGUUGUCACUGGCCCUGGCCUGUUCACACUGGGCUUGCCUAGCUUUCCAAAGAUGAAAUGAGGGGUAUGCAUUUCAGAACAGUACUGUGUAGCCACAUGCCUGUGGGGCUGACAAGUGUCAGCCUCACAGGCACUUUCAGGAACUUGUCUCUUCAUGGUGGCAGUGCUCUGUGAGCAUCUGCCCACGCCUUGAAUAUUUACCAAAAGAAUAAAAGCAAAAAAGGUUGUGACUGCAUUGUUUUCUAAGGCUCCCCAGCCGAUUUUAAUUGUAAAUUAGUGAGUGUGGCUCUUUUUUCUAACAUUCCAAGCAACAGUUUGCUGCUAAAGACUAUCAUCUUUGGGAGUGAGAAUCACAGGGGAGAUGUGUGGUAUGACUGUAACUCAGUGUCUUGCCUUUAUGCUUUAGGAGCUAGCUCAGUGCAUCUGACCUGAGUAUGGGAGUCACUAUGAAGUCUGCGUGUCACAGGGAGGCCCCUGGAGGGCGCUCUAUUCUUCCUCCACUGUGUUUGUAGCUGGUUCCAACCCAUGGCUUAAACUUCAUUUAUGUUUUAACAUGUUAGAAACUUGCCUGUUGUGUGUUUAAUGUGAACUGAGGUGUGUAUCUCCAAUUUGAAAAUCAAAACUUGUGUCUUAUAUUUGCCUGAAGGAAGUGUGUGUUCUCUGUGGUCAGGGUGCAUCUAGCAGAUGCUAAACCCAGGCCUUCCCACACUGUAUUUCACAAUUUCACACAUUCCCAGCCCUGCCCUGUCCUCCUCAGAGAGCCACACCGUACAACUGUGGCUGUUAGUGACAGGUCCGACUGUUGGUGGGCUGAUUUUCUGUUUCACCAUUUCAGUUCUAAAUCCUAUUUUUUACAUGCUGUGUGCCAAAAAAAAAAAAAAAAAAAAAAGUACCUCCUAUGGCAUAGAGGGGAGUUCCACCUUGCUGGCAGGGAAAGCCCUUUUCCCUGCCUUUUAAACAGCAGGACGUCUGUUCUUGCUAGUUUGUUCAUUAUGUUACUAUUUCUGAAGAUGAGAAACCGCCCCUUGAGGCUGCAGAGUGCCCACUUAGACCACUGGAGUGGGACCUUAAGGAAAUGACCUAUUCUGUCACUUGUAGGUGAGGUUGGGAGUUCUAAUAGCCCCAUGCUCUGUACACGGCCACUGAGUGCUCCCCAGAAGCAAUCACAAGACUGAGGUCUGUCCUUUAACAUAGUUUUGUAAAGGGGACGUAAGCUUAGCAAUCACAUGGAAUAAUCUGCUUUCUACUUUGAACAGGAACGUGUUUUCUAAAGCUAAAAUACUUGAAUUGUCAGGCAGUAUAAUCUCAGUGUGUGUUAGCUUUUGAAUGAGCCUUUAAGGAAGUGUAACAAUCCAUGAAAUGUGAAUAAAUGGAAAGUUUAAAUACC